Messenger RNA from Thelazia callipaeda (thelaziosis nematode), 1134 nucleotides. NCBI's taxonomy places the organism in Eukaryota, Metazoa, Nematoda, Chromadorea, Rhabditida, Thelaziidae. The record is from the annotation of a GenBank genome assembly.
AUGAAUGACCCAGUAGAGUUAGAUCAUGAAUUGAACCGAACUUUCUAUCAUGGACUUUUGCCUCAUGCAGAUAUUGAUCCACUGCUUAGGGACGAGGGUGAUUUUGUCGUUCGUAAGACUGAUAAAGAUGGUUUGAUCAUUUUGGCGUUGUCAGUGAAAUGGAACAAGCAAGUGUUGCAUUUUAUCGUCAAUCAAGAUGAAACUGGACAGUAUUAUUUUGAAACGCACAAGGAGAAAACAGUUCAUAGUUUAAUCGAAUGGCAUAGGUCAACAGGAACUCCUGUAUCUGCAGGAAGCCAGGCAAAACUUGUUAAAGGGAUAGCUCGACAACCCUGGCUUUUGGAUCAUGAUGAGAUACAACUGCAGAGGAAACUUGGUGAAGGAGCUUUCGGAGAGGUAUAUUUAGCGCAGUAUGUGCAAGCAAACAAGGUUAUAAAUGUAGCAGUAAAAACAAUGCGUGAAGAAAUUUCACGCCAAGCACGCUUGAAAUUCAUGAAAGAAGCUCGCAUAAUGCGCAAAUUUUCCCAUCCUAAUAUAGUGAAGAUUAUGGGCAUUCUAGUAUAUGAGAACCCUUUAAUGAUUGUCAUGGAAUUAUGUCCAGGAGGUUCGGUGCUUGGUUAUCUUAGAAAAAAUGCACCUACUACUUUGGAUAUGAAAUUGCGCUUUGCAACAGAAGCUAGUGCUGGUCUUGCAUAUCUAGAAUCUAAACACUGUAUUCAUAGAGAUAUAGCAGCACGAAACUGCUUGCUCUCCGAUAAGUUAGAUAUAAAAAUAAGCGAUUUUGGCAUGUCUGAUGAACGAAGAUUCAUUCAUGACGAAAAAUUAGAAAAGGUCCCAAUGAAAUGGCUUGCACCUGAAACCAUGCAACAGCGUAUAUUUUCGUCCAAAUCCGAUGUCUGGUCUUUUGGAGUGCUGGUUUGGGAAGUGUAUGCUGAUGGAAGGGAACCUUACCCAGGACUGUCCAAUAUUCAAACUCGAGCCAAGAUUGUGGUUCAGAAUUACCGAAUGGAAAUGCCAAAGACUACACCUUCCUCAAUAUCAAGGCUUGUUUAUCGGUGUUGGAAAACUGAACCGAACGAACGACCUAGUUUUGCCGACAUUCAUGAAGAACUGAAGGCACUACAUAGAAAAUAA